Messenger RNA from Anarrhichthys ocellatus (wolf-eel), 3965 nucleotides. It is a transcript of the gene rab3b, whose product is annotated as RAB3B, member RAS oncogene family. The transcript is spliced from 5 exons. The coding region runs from base 586 to 1239 and encodes 217 amino acids. Gene Ontology annotation, molecular function: GTP binding; GTPase activity. The record is from RefSeq and is a predicted model, not a curated record. NCBI's taxonomy places the organism in Eukaryota, Metazoa, Chordata, Actinopteri, Perciformes, Anarhichadidae.
GUCCGAUGUCUCUGUUCAUUGAUGCUGAAGCAAUUACACGCCUCACUGCUUCAGUUAUGAGUCAUAGCAUGCAAAUAACUUCCGCUCCUGCCGUUAGCGCGUCUGCACAGAUCUGCCGCGUGAUAGGGCGGAGGAGUUGCCAGUAAACAGCCUGAAGAGAGAGAAAAAGAAAUUUCAUUCACAUAGAAGCCGGUUAUUUUUAGGGGGGGGAGGUGACAGGCAGCAGACGCCUUUGCAAACAUUCCCACAUCGCUUUGCUCCACCUCGAAUUAACGCAGGAUGUCAGCGUAGAGCCGUGCGUAAAAGAAGCUGCGUGCGGCACCGCGGAAAGGAGACGUUUUACAGGCAAUUUCACCUCAUUUCUGGUGGGGAAAAAAAAUUCCACUCUGCUGAUUGCAAACGACGCAGCCAGUGUUCCUGAUUUCCUGCACAGACGGUCGGUGGAUUGGAUAGGACGCGCCGUUGUUGUUGCUUUUUAGGAUACAUUUGUUGUUUUUAUUGUUAUUUUUGGGGGAGCGAGCUGCCUUCAUCAGGUGCAGAGCAAAGAGAGAGAAAGAGAGAAAUCAUCAGAUCCGCCUUGCAGAGAUGGCGAAGGCAGACCAGCGUUUCGGGCAGCGGGAUGGCUCCGACCAGAACUUUGACUAUAUGUUCAAGCUCCUGAUCAUCGGGAACAGCAGCGUUGGGAAAACCUCCUUCCUGUUCCGCUACGCUGAUGACUCCUUCAGCAACUCUUUCGUCAGCACCGUGGGCAUCGACUUCAAGGUGAAGACGGUGUAUCGCAACGACAAGAGGAUCAAGCUGCAGAUCUGGGACACGGCAGGACAGGAGCGUUAUCGCACCAUCACCACGGCCUACUACCGUGGUGCCAUGGGCUUCAUCCUCAUGUAUGACAUCACCAAUGAGGAGUCCUUCAACGCCGUCCAGGACUGGGCGACUCAGAUUAAGACGUACUCAUGGGACAACGCCCAGGUAAUCAUGGUGGGCAACAAGUGCGACAUGGACGAGGAGAGAAUCGUACCUCCAGAGAAAGGAAAACACCUCGCUGAACAGUUAGGCUUUGAGUAUUACGAGGCGAGCGCCAAGGAGAACAUCAACGUCCGGCAGGUCUUCGAGCGCCUGGUGGACAUCAUCUGUGUGAAGAUGUCGGAGCGCGUGGACGUGGAAGUGCCUGUGGCCCCCGGCACCAAGACCACCAGACUGACCGACAAGCCUGCCCAGUUACCUCAGAAGUGCUGCUGAUUGUCCGUUCAUCCUUCCGCUGUCGCCUCGUCCCCGCCUCCCCCUCCAUAGCUCUCGAGAAAAAUGAAAAACAAAAAAAAAAUCGGAUUGACUAUUGCAACAUCACACUCUCUGCUUCAGUCCAUGUUUGUGAGCAGUCAAUAAUCAUUACCCCUACUGCAAUUGAUAUAGCCAGUUUCAUCCCCUUAUGUCCUGUGCCCAAGUAUCCGUGGUUGGUCCUUAUGUAGGUGAAGGAGUAAGCGUGGCAGUGAACACUGAACAAAAUUUAAUUUGGCUUGUUUCAAAAGGUUGUAGAGCCAAGCUAGAAUACAGGAGGUUAUGAGAUAACAGUUGAAAAUGAAAGCCUGGUCACACCAGAAAGUGGAAAAGCUAAGUUCAUUAUGCGUACUCGCCAAUUAGAGUGAGUUAGAAGUUUGGUGAAUAUUUGCAGCAAUUGUUGGGCACUAACUUGCUAGCUAGCGGAAAAAUGUUAGCACUAGUCAGUGGUUCUCCAAGCAGGCGAGGUUGCUGCCAAGUGCCACUUGUCAAGGUACUUAGCGUGGUUGCUAAUGGGACAAUAAGUUUGUACAUUUUAUUUGAGAGGUACUCGUAUUUCCGUCGCAGCAAACCAUUUCUCUAUUGUGGAACAGGUUAAAGUAUGAUAGAGGACGGUUAGGCUAUGUUUAAAAGAGGAUUGUGCUACAAUAACUACUUUGUUUUCAAAUUUUCAGCUCAGUUAGGAUGGCUUGCUUUUGGUCAAUGGUGCAAAUUUGUGCGUCAAAACUCGCCAAAUUUCAAACUGACAAAAAAGAUUUUUUUGAACUCACUUGAUCUUUGCGAGCAAAUCCACUGAUCGUGAUGAUUCCAUUGACAUAAACUGUUGUUAUUUAUGUAAUGCUGGUGUGACCGGGUUAACUAAAGGGUUCCUUCAAACCAUUGUUGUCUACGUUUCGAUAGCGGUCUGGAGACCUUUUGAAGAUGAGGCAAAUUAGAUGCACAACCGAACUAGAUUUUGUUGAGAGAGCACUGCUGAGCGGAGAUGGCAGUAGGGUCCACAGGUAAGCACAGCACUGCCUCUCCUCUCAAAGUGUAGCACAAUGAGAAACUCACAACACAGCGGCUCACGUUCACAGUCGUUCACCCGCGAGUCAUCCGCCAAAAAACAUCAGAUUAGGCUGCUUCUCAGAUAGCUAGUAAUAGUGAGUUCCCUCUAAUACAAUAUGCCUAUACUCUAACUAACUGUUACUGGCCUUACUUAGUGCUGUUUGUCGCUUGAAAGACGCUUUAGGGCUACACCACCAAUGCACAACUCCCAGGCAGGGCUGCAGCCACAAUCAUUAGAGGAGCGGGUCGGGUCCAAAAACAUGUCUGACAUUAAAGCGUCAUGCUGCUCUGUAAUGUUUUUAACAGCAUAAAAUUAGACAGAGAGUGCCUCUUGGUGUUCUAACAGGGUUCAUUUAGGUUAUAGUGUUGUUAUUGGAUAGAGUUGAAAGACAAAUCAUUGUACAGUAUGUAGUAAGACAAACGUAUCAUAUUAGGUUGGGUAUUGCAAACAUGGAAGGAUUACUGAAUGGGCUUAACGUGUGCCGGCCCAGGGCCGAAGAGGUCAGGGGGCCCAGAACUGACUGUUAGGCAAGUACAAUGUCUCAAAUCACAAAUGUUGACCCUUGAUUCAGGAAGGGAACACCUCCCCCCGGAAAAAAACUCUUGUUGGGAACUUAAUCCAACAUCUUCACAGACACACAAAACAACUACAAAGAGAUGCAAAAUGACUACAAAAAGAGGCAAAACAACUACAGUGACUUAAAAUGACCACAGAGACACAUAACCACCACAGAGAGACUCAAAAUGACCACAACCCCCAUCUCCCCUCCAGACUGCCAGAGACUCGACCCCAGACUGCCACUAAGAGCUGCAGCCCUGUUUCAUGGUGGCUUACAGCUUUUGCACUGGCCGACACAAUCCAGCGUCAUACUGAGGGUGUUUUAUACUCACGCACAUAUGUGAGCAGAGCUGAUGAGUGAAGAGCACAUGGUUCUCUCCUUCCCCUUUAGCAGGUGUAGUCACAUAGCCGUCGUGUUUGCUGUGUUUCCUACAUGAAUGUGUGUGUGUGUGUGUGUGUGUGUGUGUGUGUGUGUGUGUGUGUGGGUGUGUGUGUGAUUUUAGAGCCAACAUUGUGUUGCAGAUGGUUAUCAUGGUAUUUAUUGCGUGUUGAGUUGUAAUGUUUCUUUGUGUUUCUGUACAGUAUCUUUGACGGGAAUGUGAUAUUUUGAUGAUGUCAUGUCAGCUGAGAUACAGUACGUGUGUUUACGAAAGACGUCAAGAAAAAAAGGAAGACGAGGAGAAAAAAAUUGUGCAUUCAUUAUUAAAUAUUGAAGAUAGAAAAAAAACCAAGAUCCUGCCAAAUUGUUAUAUAGCUACCACAGCGCAUGUUUUUGUGUGUAACUCCACAUGUGUCUUCAUAUUGAUUAAGAGAAACGUACAAUAAUAUUGUCAUUGUCUUCAUAUGAUUAUUUUUUAAGUGAAUUUGUAAAUGAUAGAUUUAGGAAUUAUAACGGUGUUGAGUAUGAAUUUAUUUUUUAUGCUGUGUAUACCAUUGACAGAUUAUAUAGCGAGUGUAAACUUGUUGUCUUACAGUUCACUCCUGUAUGUAGGAGAAGCACAAAGUGAUUGUACAAUAUAUUGUGAAUGUUUGUAUAUUAUAGAUGCAAUUUAGGAUAAUAAAAAUCACAAUCUUUAAAUCAUAA